ACGCAUGCGUAUAACUGGUCGAAGUAUUGCAGGCGCACGACUCGACAAGCAACAGAGUGCUGUGUACAUCUCCGCCUACGUAUUAUUAUUCGUCUGUCUCAUAACCACGCUUUUUGUUGAUCGUGAUCAACCACGAGUUCUAAAUAGUUUCGAAUCAUAUAGAUAAUGAAUUCAUCAUUUGUAAAAGACGUACUAUGGCUUGUCGACAAAACGACGUAAGAAGAGUUUAAUGCGAUAUAAAGGCAAGCAUGAUUCUGGCAGGAUCAGACCAUUUUCUGGCGGUACCGGUGGAAGCAACAGCAUUUCUGGGUGCUGUUGCUGGUUUUGUGGUUCUUCUGUUGGCUCUUUUCCUGUACCUAUCACGCAAAUGGUGCCUUAUUCCGCCGUCCACGACCACACUUUUCGGCGGCGUUUGCGUGCCUCUUUGCGAAUCUAAUAAUGGCUCCACUUCUCAAAUUACAAAGAACAUAGGGAAGGCAUUUUCCUAUUCGGAUCCAGAGACUAGUUCCGAUUCGGAAGAGGAUGUCCUUCGUCGGUUGAAUUCUCACUCUCAUCCACCGCCGGAUACUUUAACUAUCCAAGCAGAGGAUGGACCGACUAUCCUGGAUGCUGGCACCACUUCUAGCAGCUGCACAGAAGAACACUCGUCCAAUGAUCAACAACAAUGCGUGGUAGAAGUGGGAGCUUCCGGUCUUGACAGUAGAGAACAAGAAGUAGAAGUGGAGCAAAAUGGUUCAACUACUAAUGACGUUAUUACAACAAUGGGUACUAUCACCGAAGAAGUGGGUAGUUUGGAAGUCGCUUUUCUAUAUGAUGCACCGAUGCGUGAGAUGACGGUUCAUGUAUUGCAAGGCCGAAAUUAUCCUGAAGGUAUAGGAGGUAGUCAAGUUCGACUAGUAUUAUUACCAUCGAAGAAACAACGACGCAAAACUCGGGUACGCCAGGGUACAUCUCCACAAUACAUGGAGAGUUUUUUACUUCCACGAGUAAAUCCGGAGGAUGUAAAUGCCAUGGGUGUACGCUUAAGAGUAUAUUUAUGGGGUGGAAGAAUGCGUAGAGAGAGAUUGCUAGGCGAAGCGAGAGUUUCUUUCGAUCAAAUUAAUCUUCAGCUUGAAACUACACUUUGGUUAACGCUACAACCUCCACCUUUUUCUUCGGUUCAAGAUUGGGGAACAACUAGUAGUUUGACUCGCAGCGAUUCUACGGGAUCACAACAAUCAGUUCAAUCAUAUGCAUCACCUACUGCACGUGUACCAACUUACACAUCGCAUACUAUACCUCCUUAUGGCAGUAGUAUGAAGGGUGGAAGUGUAGCGGAGAUUUUAAUAGGUUUGGCUUAUAAUGGAACGACCGGACGUUUAUCGGUAGAGAUAAUCAAAGGAUCUCAUUUUCGUGGUGGUGGUGGGAAUGACACGAAACCACCUGAUACAUAUGUUAAACUUUCUCUUGUGGAUAGUAAUGGUCAUGAAAUGGAACGAUCAAAAACUGGUUUGAAACGUGCUCAGCCGAAUCCUCUUUAUAAGGAAACAUUUAUAUUUCAAGUUGCACUAUUCCAACUUGGAGAUGUAACACUCUUUUUAUCGGUUUAUAAUCGACGAAGAGGCGGAAUGGGAAGAAAAGGAAGAGAAAUGAUCGGUUGGCUCAGUUUGGGCUUAAACAGUUCCGGCUCGGAGGAGCUUCAACAUUGGAAUGAUAUGCGUGCAGCAAGGCAACCGACGCAAGUUCAACGUUGGCACUCGUUGCUACGUCCUUGAAACAUACGAUCACGAAAGAAUUUUUGUUACAAAACAACAUUCCAUGUUAACGAUAACGAUAUGGUUUGAUCAAUGGAACACGGUGCAGAUUACGGUUAUUCUUGCAUACCGUGAUAUAUGACUGAUCGUGUAGCAAAGCAACUGAAUUUUUCAAGAUGAAUGCGGCUGCGUUUUAUUGGAUGCCGUUUGUACUGCCCGAACAGAACAAAGAAGUCAAUAUAUUGAUCUGUUGAUCCUGUGAAUCAGAGCUGUCAUAAUUUAGCAUGUGGUAACUCUGAGUUCAAAACUCUAUCGAUGUACCAAGUACAUUCCUUUUUGAUACGGCGGACGGAGUUGAGGGUGUUUCCAACAUACAUAUUACGUAUGUAUAUUACAUAUACAAACAGAGAAAGAACGCGACGCGUGUACAUUCAUACACUUACACGUAUUUACCUACAUAUACGCACAAUACAUUUCAAUUACACGCGCAUACAAAUAUGCAAACAUACAUUUCGUCGGUCCCAAAAGUCGAAUGUAUACAUUACCAGAUGGACCGCGAAACUGACUUCGAUUCGAUAUGUGCCUGAGCAACACCUUAAUCGUUAUUUUUUACUUUGUGCCUUUCACCCUUUUUAGGCCGUGUGUCCAUCGACGGAGAAUCGUCGUGGGAUACCCAGCCGAGUCGAGAGCCCAUUAUGAAUCGCGAUCCUCUAGUCGUUCUCCUUUGGACGAAUUAAAUUAAACUAACGUAACUUUUCCUCUCUCGACUCCGCGAUACUUUCAACGGAAUAUUCGAUUUGCAGUGCUUAUUUGUUCGAUACGUUCGAUACUACGAAUCUUGGUGUUUUGAUCAUAUGGUUCGAGAAUGGAUUGAUAUGCAAAAAGAAUUAACCCCUUGUUGCAUUUGUUCGAUUUUCGACUAUUACUCUUUGUAUGAAAUAGAAAACAAUAUUCCCAAAUAAACAAAUAGGUUAUAUUAAUUUCUUAUAUAUUUAUGUCUAUUUAUUUCUUUUCUAUCUAAUAUUCUUCGUACAUGUAUAUAUUUAUUUAAUAUUGAAUAAUAUUAAAACAACAAAAAGUUACGUCAACAAUGAUAACUUUUCCAAGUUAUUUGAUAUCAGUUAAUCAAUAUAUGUACUAACAACUAUAUUUAUAAUUAUGUGUAAGCGCUACAUUAUGAAUAUUUCGUGUAUGCAAGAUAUCGGUUAAUCAAUUAAUAGCAUCGAGGGGUUAUAGUUAAUCGAUGAAAUAAAAAGAAUUAUGUAUUAUGAGAACAGAUUCACAAUUCAACUACGCACAAUAAACUCAUAAAACACCUUGUAAAUUCAGAUGUGAUCGUAGAGUUAAUAUUACUAAUAAAUUAGUAAUAUAUAUUAUUGUGAGUAUAGAUUACAUAGAAAUGUUUUUUUUCACGCAUUUAUAUUAGUGGGAAUUGGUUACUGAUGAAAUGGGCGACUGAUUAAUGAAUAAAAAAUAUCAGAUACUAUGAAUAGUUUAAUGCUUGACUUUUUCAAGCUUUAUAUAAUAUUUAGAUGAUUAUCAAUGAUUAAUCCAUGCUCGAACUAUUCUCUCGUUUACGUAUUUAGAUAAUAUAUAACACGAUUGCAAGGACUCAGAAGUUCUUUUGAUACAAAUAUAAGUAAAUAAAUACUUAUUAUGAAUUUUCUCUAUAAAAUAUGCAAAAAUUCUUUUUAUGAUGCUUUCUUCGAAAAAAUAUUUUUAGGGCUUUCAAAUUUAGCAUAAUCAUCAAUAAUCGAUAAUAUUGUAGUGAUGACCGUUUGUUGAUACGUCUAACUUAACCUUUUUAGGAAGCGAGAAAAAAAUAAUGGAAGAAAAGAAUAUAUAACAAAGUAUACAAUUGAAUUAUUCAAAUUUCUACUUUGAGUAAAGUUUUAAGCGUAAUAAGAUUUUAGCUAGCAUUAUUAGGAUACUUUUUUUACUUCUGAGUCCUGGUAAAAUAAAUCGUAUAUUGUACAGUCUGUUUAUAAACAACACGAUGUUGAACGGAGAUGAGAGAUUUGAGAAAAAUGUAGAAAAAGCAUAUUCGGUCUCUCGUCACGGAUAAAACGAAUGUAACGUGGAUAAAAACAGAAUGUUUUCGAAAUAUUUAUGACGAUACUUAAUUAAUGAGUAAGGCUUUUUCAGGGUGAUUUCUAUGCCUUUGAUUGUUCCCGAUUUGUUACGAUAUAGUUGUAAUUGCAUCGAACUAUUUUAGAGCAAAUGACUGGCUUUUGCGAGAUGAUUCAAUGAUGAUGAAAUGCAGAAUGCUUGAUUAAAGAUAUUUAAGAUAUUGAUUAGACAAAAAGAGUGUAUGAAGUUAAAUUUUAUUUAUCUAACUACUAAUGUUCUACGAGCAUGAAUGUAUGGAAUGAAAAGAUACUGACAUUACAAUCUUGUUCUCUGGUGUUUUAUUCUAUUGUGUCGCUUUCUCGAGUGUUCGGUGCUUAUAAUGUCGAUA
Molecule: messenger RNA, 4191 nt
Organism: Apis florea (little honeybee)
Lineage: Eukaryota; Metazoa; Arthropoda; Insecta; Hymenoptera; Apidae
Gene: Syt14
Product: Synaptotagmin 14
Molecular function (GO): phospholipid binding
Source: RefSeq, a predicted model, not a curated record